GCGUGUGCGACUGGGCACGGGCCAGUAGCGGCGGCGGGGGCCGGAGCGGGAGUGGCCGCAGCCCCAGCGCAGGGUCCCAGUGCGGCGUCUUCAGCAGAGGUAUAGAAUGAAUACCUACCUUUUCAUCUAUUAUUUAAUCCAGUUCUGUGGACACUCAUGGAUAUUUACAAAUAUGAUGGUCAGACUCUUCUCAUUUGGGAAAGAUUCUUUAGUCGACACCUUCUACGCUAUUGGACUUGUGAUGCGUCUUUGCCAGUCCCUUUCCCUUUUGGAGCUGUUGCACCUAUACGUUGGCAUUGAACCAAAUCGCCUUUUCCCUAGAUUUCUACAGCUAACAGAGAGAAUAAUCAUCCUGUUCGUGGUGAUCACCAGUCAGGAUGAGGUCCAAGGGAAAUACGUUGUGUGUGUGUUAUUUUUCUUUUGGAACCUAUUGGAUGUGGUUAGAUAUACAUAUAGUAUGCUAUCAGUAAUUGAAAUACACUAUCCUAUUUUGACAUGGCUCAGACAUACACUGUGGAUGCUAAUUUACCCUCUAUGUGUUCUUGCUGAAGCAUUUGCCAUCUAUCAAUCACUGCCUUAUUUUGAAUCCUUUGGCACUUACUCCAUCAAAUUACCAUUCCCAGUUGCCUUAUCAAUCUAUUUUCCCUACGUUCUGAAAACAUACCUGAUGGUCCUAUUUGUUGGUAUGUACUUUAUCUCUAGUCACCUCUACUCAGAAAGAAAAACAUCCCUGAAAGACUUUUAUGCCAAAGAGAAGAACAACUGAUGUAAGGAAGACAAUGCUAAAGAAUAUGCUUUGGACGACAUUCCUCCAUAAGUAUUUUGUGGCAUCUUUGAUAAUACCCAUUGUUUUUUCUAAUGUAAAAUGAAACAAACAUCCCCCCGAAGUUAUCUAAGCAUGUUCUCAGUUUCCCACCUAUCACUCUUCUCAUUUGUUAGCUUUCUGCCUCACCAGAACUAUGGCUUUGUUGAUUAAAGUUAUAUUUGGCGUUUUAUGAAGAUUUUUUCCCCCUAGAAAUUAAAUAAGGAAUCAUCGGAUCACCUAAAUUUGGAAGCCAAAACAGGCAUUCUGCUAACCUGAAUUCCUAACAUGCAUGCACAUUUAUUUUCUUGUUUUUCCUGUGCUCUAUUUAAAUAAACUAAAAUAUAGAGGCGGGA
Molecule: messenger RNA, 1158 nt
Organism: Tachyglossus aculeatus (Australian echidna)
Lineage: Eukaryota; Metazoa; Chordata; Mammalia; Monotremata; Tachyglossidae
Gene: HACD4
Product: 3-hydroxyacyl-CoA dehydratase 4
Exons: 7
Coding region: 107-766 (219 amino acids)
Biological process (GO): fatty acid elongation; sphingolipid biosynthetic process; very long-chain fatty acid biosynthetic process
Cellular component (GO): endoplasmic reticulum membrane
Molecular function (GO): 3-hydroxyacyl-CoA dehydratase activity
Source: RefSeq, a predicted model, not a curated record